UCUUGUAUUUUUGUUGGGUUUUUACUGGUAUAAUUCGUGCUUCUAUCUCCAUGAAUUUUAUGUUUCUUUCUCAAGAAUGUUGUGUUAUGAUUGAUAUUACUUGCUUUGUUGCUAUUGUUGAUUUUUUUUUUAAUUGGUUAAGUACACACGCACACGGGUACACACCUUUGACAAAACCAAGGCAAUUCUGUUAUCAUUGAUCUUAAUUACUCUUCUUGUAAGGGGGUGAAAGUCUUUGGAAACCUUAGGGCUUUAUUUUUUUUCCCCUUAAUCUGGUCUCUUGAUGAAAGCUUAUUUGGUGGAAGUUCUGCUUCAGCUUAUGGACUGAAAUCAAUGAUUUUUAAGGUUCCAAAAAGUUUUUUUUUUUUUAAAUUAAAAUUGUAAGUAGAAUAUUAGCAUGGGGAUGCUCUUCCUUGGUUCUUAGAUUGGAGCCAAAAUAAGUGACUACUUAAUACUCUGUAUUCUGCUAUUAAUGAAGUUUUGAUGUUGACUUUUGAGUUUGAAGGAGAUAUCAAAGUGAAAAAUGAAUAGAGUAGAGAACAUAUGUAAGGAAACACAAUUCAAUAAUUAAUUCUGAUUUGAGAAGUAAAAACAUCAUUCCUGAUGAAAUUGAUCCCUUUCAAUGAAAAUGCACAAGCAAUGGAUUAUCCAAUGCUAAGAUUCUUAUUGUUCAUCUCCUGAAUAUUUGAAUUCCUGUGUGGUUGUGUGUUCCAUUGACCACGGUGAUUUCACAGCCAUACCACUUCUAAACUGAUUGGUGACUAAGUAAAACAGUGACCGCAUUCAAGCAGGAGCUUAGUGCUGAGUAUGUAGAAAAUUGAACUAACAGAAAGUAGCAAAUGAAAAGCACAAUGUAAUGCCUGAUAUCCACGGCAUAGAAAGGCAGCAACGUGAGUUCAGUUUAUGACCUUUUAUAGAUUGCAACUAUGGCUGAUAAAAUAACAACAGAGAACGUUUUGAACCUGGUAGAAACCCUUGCUGACCGUGUUUCGCAGCAGAAAUCUGUGUCCUUCGAGGAAGGGACAAGCUCAGUAACUUCUAAAUUCAAUCGGCUGUUUGGACGUGAGAAGCCGGUCCAUCAUCUUCUAGGAGGUGGAAAAUCUGCUGACGUUCUCCUAUGGAGGAAUAAGAAAAUAUCAGCUAGUGUAUUAUCUGGUGCAACACUCAUCUGGGUACUCUUUGAGUGGCUUAAUUACCAUCUUCUGACACUCAUAUGCCUUGCAUUGGUUCUUGGUAUGCUUGCUCAGUUUGUUUGGACAAAUGCUUCAGGAUUAUUUAACAGAUCCUCAUCUAAGGUCCCCCGCCUUGUGCUACCUGAUGAGGUAUUUGUUAGUGUUGGGAGAUCAAUUGGAGUUGAGGUCAACUGUGCUUUGCAGUUUCUUCAGGAUGUAUCAUGUGGAGGAAGUUUGAAACAAUUUGUUGUGAUUGUCGCGAGCUUGUGGGCUGCUGCUGUCAUUGGGAGCUGGUGCAAUUUUCUAACUGUUCUAUAUAUUGGUUUUGUUGCUGCUCACACUUUGCCAGUCCUGUAUGAGAGGUAUGAAGAUCAAGUGGAUGACUUUGUUUACAAGGUACUUGAACAGCUUCAAGGUCACUACCGAAAGCUGGAUGCUGGUCUCCUCAGUAAGAUCCCUAAGGGAAAACUCAAGGGGAAGAAGCACGAAUAGAUUUAUGUGGCUAGAUACUACAGACUUUAAUGGUUAUGUAGGUUUUUCAUUUUUUUUUUGGUUUGUGAGAAAUUGAUUAUGCAGUUAAUUACUUUGUUGUUGAAUAUUGAACAAAUGCUAUGGUAUCUUUCAUGUUCAGUAAACAAUUUUCAAUGUGCA
Molecule: messenger RNA, 1823 nt
Organism: Hevea brasiliensis (rubber tree)
Lineage: Eukaryota; Viridiplantae; Streptophyta; Magnoliopsida; Malpighiales; Euphorbiaceae
Product: reticulon-like protein B8
Exons: 6
Coding region: 927-1664 (245 amino acids)
Source: RefSeq, a predicted model, not a curated record